This is a messenger RNA of Symbiodinium sp. CCMP2592, 1848 nucleotides long. The record is from the annotation of a GenBank genome assembly. Lineage: Eukaryota; Dinophyceae; Suessiales; Symbiodiniaceae.
AUGGCCUCGCUUCGAAGCCGUUUGCUCGGAGCCCUGCCGUCCGAGCUGCGAGGUGCUCCCAGGCCCCGGCUUCUCUCCACCGCGCCCAGUGCACCGCCUCUCUGGUGGAGGCAGGGCCGGCGGAGGACGGUGCACCACAGCUACGCAGAGGUGGAGCUCUUGUCCCGCCUGGCGGUGCUCCUGUUGCCACGGGAACCUAUCGGCGAGCUCUUCCGCGAUUUCCCGGUUAAGAAAUCGGAGGUGUGGGGCAAGCCUUGGCUCUGCCCCGACAUCUCUGCCUUUGGCGUGCUGAAGGUGGAAGAGGCAGCUUUGUUCAUCGAGUACGACGGGUGCUUUCGUCAUUCUGAGCCGCAGGGGCAACAGAGGGACGAGCGCAAGACGGCAGCUCUGCUUCGCUAUGCACCCCCAGGCUCACAAGUCCUGCGGAUCGGUCAUGUGCAUCAGGACUUGAGCAGGGCGGAAAAUGUGACACACGCCGUCGUCGAUGUUUGGCGAGCAGGGCACGAGCCGUCGCUGAUGAAAGUUGUGCAGCAAACCGUACGAGCCCUUCUUCAGAGGUUUGAGCUUUUUCUCCAACAGGAUGUGUGUGAGCGUCUCAGCAGAAAUGAUGUCGCGGAGCCCAAGCAAGACUUUCUCAAAGCAACCACAUUUGCGAGUGAGGCACUGUUGACAAAGGCUGUCGAGAGUAAGAAGAUGAAUCUGUAUGCGUUCAUGGAAGCGGAAUUGCAAUUUACAAGCACCAGACUUGAGGCGUUGGCACGCAAGUUUCCGCGAGUCUGGGGUGUCAACCUUGAAAGCCAUUUGAAACCCACAGUGGCCUGGCUCGAGGAUGUCGGGCUCAGCCGCGAUCAGGUGGCCAAAGUCGUUGCUCGUGCUCCGCAAGCGUUGACCUGCAGCAUCCAGGCAAAUCUGAAACCAACUAUGGCGUGGCUGGAAGAUGUUGGCCUGAAUCGACAGCAGGUGGCCAAAGUCGUUGCUCGCUAUCCGCAAGUGUUGGGAGGCAGCAUCGACGGCAAGCUGAAACUUGUAGUGGCAUGGCUCGAGGGUGUUGGGCUGUGUGGUAAGCACGUAAUCAAAGUCCUGGUUCGUUAUCCUCAAGUGUUGGGCUGCAGCAUCGAGGCCAAUCUGAAGCCCACAGUGGCCUGGCUCGGGGAUAUUGGGCUGAGCCGCCAGCAGGUGGCCAAAGCCGUUGCUCGUUCUCCUCCAGUCCUGGGCCUAAGCAUCGGCGCCAAUCUGAAGCCCACAGUGGCCUGGCUCCAGCAUAUUGGGCUGAGCCGGAAACAGGUCGCCAAAAUCAUUGCUGGCUAUCCUCAAGUCCUGAGCCAUAGCAUUGAGAACAACCUGUUGCCAAAACACGUUCUUCUGCGACGGUCUUUUGCAUCUGAACAGAUCUGCUCCAUGAUCGAGUACCUUCCACCAUUGCUUGGCCUGAGCAUUACUCGCCUACCCCUAAACCCCCAGAAAAAGCCACCGGGCGAGGACGGCGACCUCGAGCUCAUCUUCUCCCGCUUCGGGCCGAUCAAGAGUUGCGAGAUUGUGCGCGACUGGAAGACUGGUGAUUCACUGCAGUACGCCUUCAUCAUCUUUGAGAACCCUCGGGAUUGUGAGCAGGCUUACUUCAAGAUGCACGACUGCGUCAUCGACGACAGGCGCAUCUUUGUCAACUUCUCGCAGUCCGUGGCAAAGCUCUGGAACAAGUGGCGGACGGGCUCACGAAUGACCAAGGAGGAUGUGAAGGGAGGUGCCGAACACAAGGGCGGAGGCCGAGGCAAGGGCAAAGGCAAAGGGAAGGGCAAGGACAAGGGCAAUGACCAGGCUGGAGCUGUGCUGCUCUUGAACACGCUUUAG